This is a messenger RNA of Phialemonium atrogriseum, 4767 nucleotides long. Its product is annotated as P-loop containing nucleoside triphosphate hydrolase protein. The record is from RefSeq and is a predicted model, not a curated record. Lineage: Eukaryota; Fungi; Ascomycota; Sordariomycetes; Cephalothecales; Cephalothecaceae. Bases 262 to 4767 code for a protein of 1501 amino acids. Gene Ontology annotation, molecular function: RNA binding; helicase activity; ATP binding. The transcript is spliced from 2 exons. Gene Ontology annotation, cellular component: intracellular anatomical structure.
AUCCUGCGUAGAUCUGUAGGCGGGCGGACAAAUGUGCUAAGCAUUUACCUGCCUGUCUCAAGAAGAAGUAGUACCUAAUUACUCACUGGCUGGGGAAAGACAAGCUGCAAGCUAGGCCCUCCAUUAAAAAAAUUCCAAUGCUUGCUUGUCCUGCUGCUCCACUGAAAGGUUUCGAAAGAGGCCCGCCUCUAACGUGACACCAACUUCACCUUCCCACCUUCUCCCCUAAACUUCGCACCCCGACAUCGCCCAUAUUCCGCGAUGGCUGGCAAGAAGAAGGCCAAAAAGCCUGCGGCCAACCCAGCACGGGGUUUCGCGACCACCUCGAUUGCCUCCAAACCGAGAGCCGACACGGCCGACGGAAUUGAUGACAUCGCUGAUGCCGCCACCAAGGGAAACGGCAAUGCCCCUCCAUCGAGCAAAGAUGCCCCGCCAUCCACAGCCGGGCAGCCGGGCGAUGCUGCCAAAGGCACCAAGCCCGAGAACCCCCUGAGUCCCGAAGAAUUCGAAAGGCAGCUUGAGGAAUCCGAGCUACAGCUUCUCGUCGAGAAAUACGCCCAAAAGGUGAAGAGAGAUGCCCAACGCCAGAAGAACCGCUUAGAGACCGAUCGCCGCCUCCUCCGCAGCCAGGCCGAACCUAUCAACACCAAGAAAUGGCUCCCCCAAGAGCUCAUGGACCAUCUUCUCGAUCUUGUCCAGGCCGAAGGUCGCUUUGCUGCCUCGAGCGUAGUCACCGAAGGCGGCACCACAGGCAAAGUGCUGCAGGAGGAAGACGCCACCAUGAAGCUCUGGACGCUACAGCAGACCCUCACGGGGGCCGGAUUCCCCGAGGAGAAGAUCCGGCCGGUUUUGCAGUUCGUUCUGGACAUGGCGGCUAAUGUGUCCACCAGCAACAGAGACUCCAUCUGGGGACUUGACGAGGCUCUAGACUGGCUGGCCAGAGAAUGUACUCAAGAAGAGCUUCCGAGUUAUGACGGCCGUGGAAAAUUGCCGCCAAAGUCUCAAGCCGAUACGCCGCUCGACAGCCCCCUACCUUCUGGCGCCAACACCCCUCGGCUUCUGGACGUCGAAGCCGGCCUGGGGUCGAAGCUGAAGAAUGGAGCCCUGUAUUCUCGCUCGCCUCGCGCAUCCUCCCCCCGGAAGCCGGCAGUCAUCUUCGACGAGGACAUAGAGCCGGAGGAGUUGCUCCCUGCCUACCUCGAGACGAAAGAGAAGCUGUUUGCGUUGCAGCGGUCGAAGCAGGAUACUGUCAAGAGUAAACAGUCGCAAUCAAGACAGAUCGGAUCAACAAAAGACGCGGAAGAGGCAUAUCUAUUGGCCAAGCUCGAUCGCAUAGAGAAAGAUGUGCUUUUCGACAAAUUCGUGGCUGACGAGGAAUGGAGACCGAAGAAGAUCGUCCUUGAAAAGGAAUAUGCGGCUGAGAAAAAGAGAAAGGCCGAAGAGGAGGACAGCAAGAAAGCUCUAGAAGACCGCUCCGACGAAAAUGGCGAAGAUGGUGUCGGCCAGGAGGCAGAGCGGAUCGCGACGGAGAUCCUCGCACAGAACGACGAUGACGACGAUGACGACGACCAGGCUCUUGCAGACCUCUUCGCAAGUCUCCCAGUUAGUGAAGUGGACCCCACGACCGGGAAGACAAGCACGGUUGUGAACGGCGCCAACGGGACGAAAGUCACGCUCCGAGAUUUCGCGAAAUGGUCGGGUGUAAGCCCCAUGCGGGCUCUCGAGGAAGCCUGCCGGUCGAGGGACUCGUCUGUACGGAUCACUUACCGACUAAUCUCCGACGUGGCAUUUGCAAAUCGCCAUCUGGUCCACAUCGCCUGGUCCAAGCCGCAAGAGCUGCCGCCUCCGGCCGACAUCCCCGAAGUCGAUGCCUUCACAUCUCCGAGCUUGUUUGUUUUCAAGAUGAUAUCAGUCGCCACUCCUGACGCGAAACAGUCGGAAGCGUUCAUAGCGACUACCGCAAUGUUUUCUAUCUUCAGCUCAUCCUCGAAGGAAGAAAAGGUGUUCCUGAGGCUGCCCCCGGCAUGGAAAGACCUGUGGUCGGAGUAUGCCGAGAAGAAAAAGGCCAAGGCUGAUGCGGAAGAUCGGGCCGCCGUCAAGGAGCUACGGGAUCUUGUGCGGAAGAAACAGGAGCAGGAGCUCGAGGACGGCGUGCUCCUGCAUGGCGCUUUCAAAGGACGAGGCCAAGCCCGAGGUGCGAACGGCGCGGAUGACUCGACCCGUGACAGGACGAGACGCCUUUCAGGAGGCCCCGAAUACUAUCAGCAUAUAUGGCAGCAAAAGAGCAGCACUCCAAAGUUCCAGACCAUGCUGCGAUCCCGAAUGCAGCUUCCAAUGUGGGAUUUCCGGCAGGAAGUGGUCGAUACUAUUGAACGGGAGCAAGUAGUGAUCGUCUGCGGCGAGACGGGGUGCGGAAAGAGCACACAGGUGCCAUCGUUUCUCCUCGAACACCAGUUAUCCCAAGGCAGGCCGUGCAAGAUAUACUGCACAGAACCUCGUCGGAUAUCUGCCAUCUCUCUGGCACGCCGCGUCAGCGAUGAACUCGGCGAAGGAAAGGGAGAUUUGGGGACGUCGAGGUCCUUGGUGGGAUUCUCGAUUCGCCUCGAAUCAAACACUUCGAGAGAGACGCGGCUCGUCUACGCCACUACCGGUAUUGUCAUGCGCAUGCUCGAGGGUUCCAAUGAGCUGAAGGAGAUCACCCAUCUCAUCCUCGACGAGGUCCAUGAACGGUCCAUAGACAGCGAUUUCCUUCUCAUAGUCCUGAAGAGGCUUCUGAUUAAGCGGAAGGACUUGAAGGUGGUGCUCAUGUCUGCAACGGUUGAUGCGGAACGCUUCUCGAAAUACCUCGGAGGAGCCCCCGUGCUCAACGUUCCCGGUCGCACCUUUCCCGUCCAGGUCAAGUAUCUCGAAGACGCCGUCGAGCUCACCGGGUAUUCGGUUGACCAGAAGAACCCCCAGGUCGUUUCGCUUGAUGACGACGUUGCCGAGAUCGAGGCCGAGGGGUCGUCAAAACCCGAGCUCCUCAAGGAGCUCAAGCAGUAUUCGACACGGACUCGAAACACGCUCGCUCAGCUGGAUGAAUAUCGGAUCGACUUUGACCUCGUCGUCCAGCUCAUAUCCCGAAUUGCGACGGACCCUACCUACAUACCGUUCAGCAAGGCCAUCCUCGUGUUCCUGCCGGGAAUUGCUGACAUUCGCACACUCAACGACCUCCUCCUCGGCGACAAGCACUUCUCGAACGAGUGGCUUAUCUACCCCUUGCACUCCUCAAUCGCCACGGAGGAGCAGGAGGCUGCAUUCCUGGUCCCACCCCCCGGGAAGAGGAAGAUCGUUCUCGCGACCAACAUUGCGGAGACGGGUAUCACGAUUCCGGAUGUCACCUGCGUCAUCGACACGGGCAAGCACCGGGAAAUGAGGUUCGACGAACGGCGGCAGCUGUCCAAGCUGAUCGACUCGUUCAUCUCGCGGGCCAACGCGAAGCAGCGUCGUGGUCGUGCUGGCCGUGUGCAGGAAGGCCUCUGUUUCCACCUGUUUACCAAGUAUCGCCAUGACAAGAUCAUGAGCGACCAGCAGACGCCCGAGAUGCUCCGACUGUCCCUCCAGGACCUCGCCAUCCGCGUCAAGAUAUGCAAGCUCGGGGGCAUCGAAGAGACGCUCAGCGAGGCUCUCGACGCGCCGUCGGCCAAGAACAUCCAUCGGGCCAUCGAUGCUCUGGUCGAUGUCCGCGCUCUCACACAGGCGGAGGAGUUGACGCCUCUUGGCAACCAGCUCGCCCGCCUUCCCCUGGAUGUCUUCCUUGGCAAGCUCAUCCUGCUCGGCACCAUCUUCAAGUGCCUCGACAUGGCCAUAACGGUGGCGGCCAUCCUGUCGUCCAAGUCGCCCUUUGUCGCCCCAUUCGGCCAGCGCAACCAGGCGGACACGGUCAAGCUGGCGUUCCGGCGCGGCGACUCGGACCUCCUGACCGUCUACAAUGCCUAUCUAGCCUGGAAGCGUGUCUGCCAGUCGUCGACGGGUCACGGCGUGGAGUUCCAAUUCUGCAGGAAGAACUUCCUCUCUCCGCAGACGCUGGCCAACAUCGAGGACCUGAAGGGGCAGCUGAUUGUGUCUCUCGUCGACUCGGGCUUCCUGCCCCUCACCGACGACGAGCGGCGAGGCCUUAACCGGCUUCGGUACUCGUCGGGCGGCAGGAGGAGGAACCAGGCGUUCUUCGACGUCCCACAGAGGGUCAACGUGAACAGCGACAACGACGUGGUGUCGCAGUCCGUGAUCGCCUGGAGUUUCUACCCCAAGUUACUGGUGCGGGAUGUCCCCGGCGGGAAGGGGCUUCGAAACGUGGGCAACAACCAGACCAUCAGCCUGCAUCCCUCGAGCGUCAACAAGGGGCACAACGAACUGCGAUGGCUGAGCUACUACCAUAUCAUGCAUUCCAAGACGUACUACAACGCGCACGAGACGACGGGCGUCGACCCCUUCGCCAUCGCGCUGCUCUGCGGCGACGUGCGGGUGGACAUGUACGCGGGGGUGCUCGUCCUGGACGGCAACCGCGUGCGCUUCACGAUGCCGGACUGGAAGACGGCGCUCGUGCUCAAGGCGCUGCGGUCCCGCCUGUGGGAGCUGCUCGGCCGCAGCUUCAAGACCCCCGGCAGGCUGCAGACGGCGCAGCACGGGCGCUGGCUCGAGGCGUGGCAGCGCAUCUUCACGCUCGCCCAGGAGGGCAGGGACGCGGCUGCUGGGGCUGGGGCUGGGGCCGCGGGGAGGGCGGGCUGA